AUGGACAAAAUAGUAGAGAGUCAUCAAUUCUUAGUCACUCAGCUUGACAAUGAGUCUACAUCACGAAAUCCACCUUUGAACGUGAAAAACCGUAGCCUGGAAGAGAGCUUUGUAGGUAAAAGCAGACUUUCGACGGGUCAACCUAAUGUCAACUCUCCAUCUUUAGCUUCAAAUUCAGCCCACCAGCCUCUUGGGCCUUCUCUACCUGAAUUAGAAAUCCCCAUUCGCACAACUCAACGACAGCUUGUCCAAUCUCGCCCCAAGUCCCCGCGCAAAAAUAAAGAGCAUCCGGACUUACAUACACACAUUAGCUCCACAUAUAAUCCAAGUCGGUCGCCCCAGGAACCUAGUUUCUUUCCAUUGGAAUAUCCUCCAUAUCCAACGAAUGACGUCAACUUCGAUGAAUGGACUGACUAUGCUGCCUAUUGUGGCACGGCACCAGAGCCAGAGCUUCUCAAUCUUUUGUCGAACGAAGAGAAUGCAAGUCUUCACAAAAAGUACUUCACACCUCGGUCUGCAGAUGAUCUUAACAGCGAAAAUUCAUCCUCUUGUGCCAAAAAAAAGUAA
Botrytis deweyae is the source of this 567-nucleotide messenger RNA. RefSeq lists its product as uncharacterized. Lineage: Eukaryota; Fungi; Ascomycota; Leotiomycetes; Helotiales; Sclerotiniaceae. The transcript has a single exon. Bases 1 to 567 code for a protein of 188 amino acids. The record is from RefSeq and is a predicted model, not a curated record.